AGAAAGAAAAAGCAUUCGUGAUUGUGGUGAGCUGUUGUGGGUAUGUUUAAGGAAAAUAAGAACAGUUUACUGCCCAUGCGCCUUUGGCCCAGUUCGUUUCAGGGGAGGUGCGGGGGGUUUUAGGGAAAGGCUCUGCCUCGAGGGCGGUGGGCUCUGUGCCUGAGCUCAGUGUGCGCUGGGACACCGCUCCCAGACGUAUUUUUGGGUGGUGCUGCGUAGAUCCAGGAAUCGGACUCGGUGAUCUUUAUAGGGGGUCCCUUGCAGCUGGGGCUAUUCAGUGGUUCUAUGCCGCCCCUUGGGCUGCGGAGGGAACGCUGAGGCAGCUCACCCCGCUUAGCUUAGCCCGCGGUCAGGCGGGAUGCCGUUACCACCCCGCGCACGCGCCCCGCCGCGCGCCUCGCCCGCCAGCGCCGCCUCGCGCAAGGCCCCGUCUCCUCCCCCACAAUGCACCGCGCCAGGCAGCCUUUGAAAAAGCGGCGCGGCUCGUUCAAGAUGGCGGAGCUCGAUCAGCUGCCUGACGAGAGUUCUUCAGCAAAAGCACUUGUGAGCUUGAAAGAGGGAAGUUUGUCCAAUUCGUGGAAUGAAAAAUAUAAUUCACUGCAGAAAACUCCCAUCUGGAAAAGCAAGAAUGCUGGUUCCACUGUGGAAAUGCCCUUCAGAAAUUCAAAACGGAGUCGGCUCUUCUGUGAAGAAGAUGACAGACAAAUAAACACAAGGUCACCCAAAAGAAAUCAGAAGGUUGUGAUGGUUCCACAGAAGUUUAGUACAACGAUGUCAACACCAGACAAGAAAGCAUCACAGAAGAUUGGUUUACGGCUUCGUAAUCUGCUCAAACUUCCCAAAGCUCACAAGUGGUGCAUAUAUGAAUGGUUCUAUUCUAAUAUAGAUAAACCACUAUUUGAAGGAGAUAAUGAUUUCUGUGUAUGCCUGAAAGAAUCUUUUCCAAACUUGAAAACCAGAAAAUUGACAAGAGUUGAAUGGGGAAAAAUCAGACGAUUAAUGGGAAAACCACGGAGGUGUUCCUCUGCAUUCUUUGAGGAAGAAAGAUCAGCAUUAAAACAGAAGCGGCAGAAAAUAAGACUUUUGCAGCAGCGUAAAGUUGCAGAUAUUUCACAAUUCAAAGAUCUUCCAGAUGAAAUUCCAUUACCUCUUGUAAUAGGAACAAAAGUUACAGCACGAUUGCGAGGUGUCCAUGAUGGGCUAUUCACAGGACAAAUAGAAGCCGUAGACACCCUUAAUGCUACAUACAGAGUCACUUUUGACAGGGCGGGUCUUGGAACACAAACAAUCCCAGAUUAUGAAGUUCUUAGUAAUGAACCUCAUGAAACCAUGCCAAUUGCUGCCUUUGGGCAGAAACAACGACCUUCUAGGUUCUUUAUGACUCCUCCCCGACUGCAUUAUACGCCUUCACUCCAGUCUCCAAUUACAGACAGUGAUCCUUUAUUAGGACAGUCAUCGUGGAAAAACAAAAUUUCAGGCACAGACAGUGAAACACUAGGUGGCUUUCCAGUAGAAUUCCUCAUUCAAGUGACCAGGUUAUCAAAAAUCCUUAUGAUCAAGAAGGAACACAUCAAACAGUUAAGAGAGAUGAAUACAGAAGCAGAAAAGCUGAAAUCCUAUUCUAUGCCAAUAGGCAUUGAGUUUCAGAGGAGAUAUGCAACUAUUGUUCUAGAUCUAGAGCAACUAAACAAAGACUUAAAUAAAGUGUUGCAUAAAGUUCAGCAGUAUUGUUAUGAGCUUGCUCCAGACCAAGGCCUCCAGCCUGCAGACCAGCCAACAGAUCUGAGGCGGAGGUGUGAAGAGGAGGCUCAGGAGAUUGUUAGGCAAGCAAAUUCCUCCACAACGGGACAGCUUUGUGUCGAAAGUGAAAAUUUAACUGACCUUAUCUCUAGACUUACAGCAAUAUUACUGCAGAUUAAGUGUCUAGCAGAAGGAGGUGACCUGAAUUCCUUUGAAUUUAAAUCACUAACAGAUUCAUUAAAUGACAUUAAGAAUUCAAUAGAUUCCUCAAAUAUCAGUUGUUUUCAGAAUAAUGUUGAGAUCCAUGUUGCACAUAUUCAGAGUGGUCUGAGCCAGAUGGGAAAUUUACAUGCCUUUGCAGCUAAUAACACCAACAGAGACUGAAAACUUUCUUUCAAGAGCAUAGCAAGUAGUUCUGGAAAAUCCUCUUCAUUUAUAUAUGCUUCAACAAAUACCCUAACUGCCAGAAGAUAAGGGAAAAGAAGACCUCUCAGACCCUUUUAAAUAUAUUAUAUUUGCUUCUUAAGACAACCAGCAUUACUGGCAAGCAUUACAUUAGAUUUCUCCAUUUGUUAUUCACAUACAGUAGUUUUGCUAACUGGUAAUCUCUUAGUAAUUGCGUUUAUUAUAAUAAACCUGAAAACGUACUUUCAUAUAAUUUGAACUUAGUUUUUAAAAGUUCAGAUGAAUUCUGCUCACCUCUUGUUGUUGGCUCUCCUGGUAUGUUAGAUGAAGUGAUGAAGAGGAAAUGGCUCACAUCAGUAGCUAUGUGGCAGUCUUUGUUCCUUAAAGCUGCACUUCUUGUAGGUACCUGAGCUGCCACUUCAGCUAGCACGGUGACAGCACGGGCUGAGUGUUCCAGCUCUAAAGAAGCAGCGGUGGGAUGUGGACAGAGAACUAAAGUUGCAGAAGAUGUUGGGCAGGUCUAUUGAUCAGUCAGUGUCUUGUUGGAACAUUUAAUUUAUCAUAACUUAUAUAAGAAGUCUAAUGAAGGAAUAUAAAAAUGUAACUGAUACCUUUCCAGAAACAGAGUCUUUGCAGCUUUUUCCCUUCAUGUGGGGCAAAAAGAAGUGUUUUAGUUGGUAUUUUAUAUAAAUGAGUGAUAAAACAUACUGUUUUUCCAGCUUUUUGUUUGUUUUGCACAACUUUUAAAUUAGAUUCCUGGUUAUCUGACAAUACCCAACGUAUAUAAAUACGAAGAUUUUUAUAAUAAAAUAUAACCAGUGAGGUAAUCUGCAAAACUUAAAAACUACAACCUGCCUAUGAGUACAUUUUGGAAUGUUAAUCUUGUAAAAAGUGUGUAUUGGUUUGUUUAAAUAGUCUUGUAAAGCUUCUGUGUAAUGAAUCAUUUCCAGAUAUGGAUUUUCAGAGAUAGCUGUAGAGUUGUUUUGGAUUCCUUUAGAUGCCUCAUUAAAUGAGGCCUUUUAUAUGUUACUGUAUAAAGAAUAUGUAAACAGGAUUAUUUUCGAUUUUAAAAUUUUGUAUAGUUUAAAGAUGCUUCUGUAUUCUGUGUUGGUACUGUGCCACUGCAAAACUUUAGUGCAGAGUUUAUAUUUAGCUAAACUUGUUCUGUUAAUUAAGAGAAAUGCAUAAAUCUUUUAUUCUCGGUGAAAUUUGUAACUGAAUAAAUUGAACUAUAAGAGUUGAUAUAUUUCACAAAAAUGCAAACUUCUGACACAUGGUUUCAGGUCAUUUUUUAAGAGAAGUGAAUUGCUGAAAAUGAAACACGAUGGCCUGGGUAACAAGGUGAGUAGCUGUUUUAAAGUAUGUAGAAAACGUACAAGGGGUGUUACAAAAUACGACGCAUGACUUUUGCUCGUUAGCCACAGAACUGUACCUCUCAUCAUGUAACAGAACAUGGUUGUGGCCCUUCCGUUGCUUUUAUUUUGUGCUGUUUGGUAAAGUAGAUGGAAAGGUUCCCCCCACUCUCACUUUUGAUUUAAACAGAGAAAUGACAGAGCCCACCUGAAGGCACAAAGGUUCAGUCUGACAGUAACUCAUGUGAUCUACUGCUGGCAUGGAGGGAAAACAUCCUCUUGCAGUUAACUCCCACUCCUCCUUCUUCCUGGGAGCUCACUGACCCUCUGGUGCACAGUGCAGGGAGCUGUGCUGCUGAGAAGCAGCUCACCUUUGACUCCUUGUUUGCUGCCCAGGUGGUUCAAUGAAUUCAAUCACUGCUGAGUGUGAUGGAGAAGGAGCAGCAGGGGCUGCCAUUCCCAGCAGCAGCUUGCAGGCUCAGUGUGCAAGCCGCUGUUGUAUACUUGGAAGCUGAGCAUGCAUGUAAAUGCUGUGAGUACUCCAACCCUAACAGCUCCUUGGGCACCCAAGUCCACCUGGGAUGCAUGGUGUCCGAUUUUGAUUUUUAUUUUUUUGCUCUACAGUUUGGCCAAGGACAGCUCUGUUAUUUGGUUUUUGGAGAGAGUUCCUCAAUCAGCAUUCCUGCUGCACCACUCAGCUUCGCAAGCUUGCAGCUCCAUGGGAAUUUGGCUGUCUCAGAUCUGGCAAGCACAGCUGUCCUUAGGCAGUGUUGGUGUUUAUAGCUCUCAGGCUGCAAAGAGGAAGAGCUCAAGAAAGUGAGCUGCAGCUCGUCCUCACUCUGAGACUGUUUGCAGACAUAUGGAACUGUAUUCCUGAGACCACUGAGCUGUCAGUCAUAGGUGUUCAGCUGUGGCCCUGAGAGCUGAAGUCCUCUGGUCACUGUGGGACUCCACACGUCAUCCUCUGCUCCAAGGAUGUCCCAGAGCAGUCAGACCCUGCUGAUGCCAGACCCAUGCAGGAAUGUUCAUACAGACGUGCAGUGCCAUAAGGAUUAUAAGUCAUCAGAAUGGAAACACUGCCUCUCUGCUUUCAACAGCCAGGCACCAGUAGCACCCCGUGACUCGCUCACUCCCUGUGUUUGGGAGGAGAGUGUGACCCGGUGGGAUGAACCAUUUCCUUUGAGGUGUGAGACGUGGCUUCAGGACCUCAUGGUGCAUUCGUGUAUUCCAUCCCAGGGAGUCGAUAAGAGCUGCAGACAUACAGCAGGCCUGGAAGAAAGCAAUGGGAAAGGUGCAAAGACCUCGCAAAUGCAUAUGAAAGGAUCAAGGGUCUGCAUGUGCUAAAUCCCAACAGGAACAGGUUUGGGUUGAGAUGCCCAGGUUCAGAGGGAACUCAUAUGCAACAAAGGGGCAAAAGCAGAGUAUGUCUGACUGCUGGCAGCUGGCUCCCUACCUUACGAGCGAAGAAGGUCAAGGACUGGGGAGAGGGAAGGAGAUAAAAGCAAACGGCAGAGGUGAUGUCAGGAAUGGGAAAAGGAGAGGGCAAAAGGGAGCAUGCUACCUGGAGGCAGGCAGCCUGGUUGGAAGGCACCUGGUAUUUAGGGGUGAAUUAAGACACUGUGAAACCUGAGCCUGUCUUUGAGUUUGGAGAUACCCAGAGAACAGCAAGAUGCAGACACCUGGCAGUCACGGUGCUUCAGACGUGAGAGAGCAGUCUCAAAGAUUUCCUUGGCAGCAAGCCUUAGGCCGAAGCAAGUCCUGUUGACACUUGUUUUCUCUGUGCCCUUUCUAGUUUUGUAGUGUGAUGCUGUGGAAGAACUUAAAGCAUAUAUUUAAUUGAGCUCUUCCUGUUGUCUGCUCAUUCACGUGCUCUGAAUGAGGUCUGUAGAACAGUCAUGCUCUAUUCUUUCUGAUAUUUUCCUUUAAAGAAGGUUUUUUUUUAACAUUUGUUGAUAUGUGUGUUUGUACAUAUAAAAUUAUUGGGUUACCUGAACUUCCAGUAAUGUUUAGUUAAUUCACAGCACAAACAAAGGAGAGCCUCUGUCUCUGCGGAUGAAUAACAAGAAGAAAGAAGAUGGGAAGGGGAGAGUUAAGUUAAAAAAACAGAGCCCUGUUUUUUCUCCUUUUUGUACUGCAACUCACCUCUUUACCUGGAGCCACUCUGCAGGGUGCAGUCAGAAUGUGCAAACCCAGCAAGGCUGGCAGGAAACAGCAGUGUGAUAUGUAGCACAGGGGCUACAUCUUCUUUAACACCACUGAAUAAUUAACAGGCUCUGAAGAGUCCACUAUCUGCUUCUUUUAGACUUCCUGGUCUUAGCAAGCAGUGUUGAGGCAUUGUUUUCCACCACUGUUUGGCAGAUUCCUAAGCCCUCCUCAUCCCACACAUGUGAUGAAGUCUUUCUUCUGACUACCCCAACUUAACAAAUGGCAAUCACAAGAUUUUCGAGUUUUGUCUUACAGUGUUUGGUAUCUGUCUUAGAGCCUUCAGCUUCUGAAAUCAAUAGAUUUUAAGAGAAUUUA
Numida meleagris (helmeted guineafowl) is the source of this 6017-nucleotide messenger RNA. It is a transcript of the gene LIN9, whose product is annotated as lin-9 DREAM MuvB core complex component. Gene Ontology annotation, biological process: regulation of transcription by RNA polymerase II; DNA-templated transcription; regulation of cell cycle. The transcript has 17 exons. Bases 445 to 2124 code for a protein of 559 amino acids. Gene Ontology annotation, molecular function: DNA binding. The record is from RefSeq and is a predicted model, not a curated record. Gene Ontology annotation, cellular component: nucleoplasm; transcription repressor complex. Lineage: Eukaryota; Metazoa; Chordata; Aves; Galliformes; Numididae.